Monodelphis domestica (gray short-tailed opossum) is the source of this 642-nucleotide messenger RNA. Lineage: Eukaryota; Metazoa; Chordata; Mammalia; Didelphimorphia; Didelphidae. The record is from RefSeq and is a predicted model, not a curated record.
AUGGGCCCCAUAGGCACUUUCCUGCUCUCCAUUGGUGAGUCUCCAGGGUCCGCCCUUGGGAGGGAAGGACAGCCCACCCUGUGGGCUGUCCCCAGUCCUGUGGUCCCCAAGGGAGCAGAUGUGACCCUCAGGUGUCAAGGCCAACUGGAGAGUGAGACAUUCCAGCUAUGGAGCGAUGGAGAAUUUAGAAAUGAGACAAUUGCAUCCCAGCGUGUGGCGGAGUUUGUGCUCAGGAAUGUAGAUGACAUGACAGACGCAAGAAGCUACAGCUGCCGCUAUGGGCGGGGGCCCUUCUGGUCAGAGUUCAGUGAAGCCCUGCCUCUGGUGGUGACAGGAGCCUUCCCCAAACCCUACAUUUCCGCCUUACCUCCAUCCAAAAUCUCCCCAGGGAGCACAGUGAACAUCUGCUGCCAAAUGCCACCAAGGGGACCCUCUCAGGACUAUAGCUUCGCCCUGCUGGAGGCACAGAGCCUGAAGCCCUGGAAGCGACAAAACCCAGCCAGGAUCCGGGCUCUUUUCUCACUGCUGUCUGUGAGGGCCCAGGAUGCUGGGAACUACAGCUGUAUUUACUACAACAAGACGGCUCCCUACAGAGGCUCCCAACCCAGCCAGGCCCUGGAGCUGACUGUGCUUGGUGACUAG